Messenger RNA from Helicoverpa armigera (cotton bollworm), 2332 nucleotides. RefSeq lists its product as uncharacterized. The transcript has 6 exons. Gene Ontology annotation, biological process: arachidonate secretion; phospholipid metabolic process. NCBI's taxonomy places the organism in Eukaryota, Metazoa, Arthropoda, Insecta, Lepidoptera, Noctuidae. Bases 249 to 1889 code for a protein of 546 amino acids. The record is from RefSeq and is a predicted model, not a curated record.
CCCCACGUUUUGGCGCCAACCGCGCGCGGGUACGCACAGACAAGACAAACUUACUUUUAAAAUUCGAAUCGAUUUAUUUAUUCGUUCACUGUGAAUCGAUUGUGACUUUUUAAAUAAAAAAUAUCGAUUUGUUUUUUGUGAUUUAUAUUUUUGACUCUAAAAAUGAAUGUUACGUGAGAGUUUUUUUCAAAAGUGUCGUGUUUUUAUUAAAUGUUUUUCGCCGAUUGUUCUCAGAUGGCUAAACAAGAAUGUACCACCGUGGGAGGCAGAAAAUGAAGCACUUCAUCAUCAGUGCAGUUCUUCUGCUGAGCUACCCAGCAUACUCUCACUCCAAGUCCAUCAAAUCCACAGAGAAACCUGACAAAUAUGGCGACGAUAACUUUGACAAUAGCAUCAUCGAUUUUGAUGAAGACUACACUGUCAAAUAUAACAAGAAGUAUGGCAUGAUCCCAUGGAACUCCAACGAAUAUUUCAACAAAGAAACAAAUAGAUACACCAUAGUUAAGGAUUUCGAUAAGAAAGUAAAUAACAAUAGAAAUAAAACUGAAGCCAAAUUAGAACCAACAUCUACAAUAGAUUAUAGUGUUAUACCUUUAGAACUGAUUAGUACAACUGAAAAUACUCUUCUAAGUAUUAUAGAAAGUACGGCAGAACCAGACUUAACAGUGAUACCGUUAUCAACAACUAGAAAACCAACACAUAUAGAAAUCAAGCAAACUGUAACUUUACCGACUUCUACGCAAGAAGUUGAUACUUCGACUUAUUAUACUGAAAAUGAGACAACAACAGAUGUUACAGUUACUGAAAAUAACAUAGGAACCACCGAGGCAGAUACAUAUACAACUUACGGUACAUCAACUGAUGUUUUCUUCAACGACCGAAGCACUUCAUUGCCUUUAACCAACGCUACAGAAGCAAACUUUGAAACUACCACAGUUAUACCAAAUACUACUGAGAAGGAGAAUGUAAGCAGAGUAGAUUUAGGUGCAGACGGAGAAGAUUCAGACGUGCCAAUAUUCACGGAGUUAGAUACAGAGGAUCAGGCGGAGGUGCCAGAAGAUUAUUAUGAUGCUAAGGACGUGGUACCAACGACUGCUCCUAAGACAGAUGCGUUGUCAGUGAUCUUUGGGCUUGCUGGCAGUGUAGUGGAGAGCGUGGUGGAGAGUGUGGCUGAGAGAGUAGUGCCUAAGGGUAUAGUGGACUUGUUUAGAAGGAUGCAGAGGCAGAGUGAGAUGUUAGAAGCAGAGAGGCUUAGGAGUCGAGAGGAAAAUGGUGGGAUUGGUCAAUUCGGCCGUGGCAUCCUGAAGACCAUAUCCUCGGGUAUCAGCAAGCCGCUCAGCCAGCUCAUGGCAGGAGCAAGGGACAUCGGGUCCCUGGACAACGACCGAGGGUUCGUCUCCAGCCUGGCUUCGGGAGUCACCAGCGUCGCUAAUGUUGCUAACUCCUUGGUGGACUCGUUUAAGGAUCGGGUGCAGGCUAUUUAUCCAGGCACGGUAUGGUGCGGAGACGGUCGCUCAGCCACGGCGCGCUCCAGCGACCUGGGGCUGUUCUUCUUCACGGACACCUGCUGCCGGCAGCAUGAUGCCUGCAAGCUGUAUAUCAAGGCUGGGGAGACCAAGUAUGGUCUUACUAAUACUGGACUGUUUACCAGAUCGCACUGCAGUUGCGACGCGAAGUUCCGCGAGUGUCUCCGGCGCACCAACUCGCUGGUGUCGGCGCAGAUCGGCGUCACGUACUUCAACAUCCUCGGGCCGCAGUGCUUCAGGAACACGCAUCCUAUUGUCAAGUGUGUUAGGAAGACUAGAAUAACUGGUCAGAAAUGUGAAGAAUACGAGCUGGACUACACCAAGCCUCGCAUGUGGCAGUGGUUUGACAACGAGACCUUCUGAGACGCCUCGGUAACAGUGGAAGAUCAACGAGGCACUGAACAUAUUGCCUUACGCCUUGCCUUAUCUAAUAAACAGUCAUAAAUACAGAAAUAUGAAUUGUGACAGAGACUAACAUGUUGUUUAAGGGUGAAUUACACCAUUUGACUCUAACGAUAACCAAAUAAUAACCAGCCGUAUACUUGCCGCCCAUUGGUCAAAUUGGUGAUUUGAUUACUGAAAAUGGUUCGGUUAUCGUUAUAGUUAAAUAGUGCAAGUCACCGUAAAAGUAAACAAAAGAAAAUCAUUUAAAAUUAAGUUUACUAAUGUAAAUAAUAAUAAGUUAGUGUUUAAUUAUUUAUUGCCUAAGAGAAAGUAUCCCAUCCGUAGAGAUAUGAAGACAGAAGAUUAUGCUAGUUUUUAAUAUUUUUGUAAUAAAAUAGAUAACAACAAUUUUGGAAGUACAA